AGUCACGUGACCACAAGCAAGAUGGCAGCCCCCAUAGGAGGCACGCAGGAUAGUGACUCUGAUAGUAGUAAUGAGGAUCUCGAACGUUUCCGUGAAGCUGCCUGGGUACCACCAGGUGCUCAUCAAGAGGUGUCAGGUGAGAAGAAUGAAAAAAAAACUCAUCCAAGCCUCCGAGUGAGACCAGAUUGCCAUGAGCAUGAUGGGAAUGAGCUGCAGACCACCCCUGAAUUCCGUUCUCAUGUUUCAAAGAAACUUGCAGCCAUUUUAGACAGCUCCAUCAGGGAAGUUUCGCAAAACCAAACUCUGCAGAUGAAUAAACCAGAAAAUGACGACAGUGACGAAGAAGGUUUCCGCUUGUUUCGUACAUCUCUUCCCAGGGAGGCUGUAACCGUAACAUCAUCUAUAAUUCCCAGAAAAAAAAUGGCUUCUUCUAGCAGUGAGGACAGUGAAGAAGAGCAGCAGCAAAGGUGUCGGGAGGCAGCAGUCUCAGCUGAUGACAUACUCAGACAUAGUGCACUGCAGCAUGAGCCUCAGAGCACACCUUCCAACAUCUGUGACAAUCAGCCGAAAAAAAAGAAAAGGAAGAAGAAAAAGAAAGAUAGAAGUGAUACAACUGAGGUAAAACUAGAAGAAGAGGCAAUUCAUAUAGAACCUGGAAAGAAUGAGCUGCAGGCAAAACGAAAAAAGAAGAGGAAACAGAAUGUGGAUGUGGCACAUUGUGAAGAACUGGGGGACGGAAUAGUCGAAAAAUGAAACCCUGAUACUAGUCCAAUCAUUUUCUAAGGAAAUUACCUUCUGUAGACACUUGCAUUCCUAGUAUUUUAUGAAUAGAUGGUAAUGGUGGCACACAUUAUGGCAAAAGUUUGUGUUGUGCUUUGUGGCACGUUGCUGUACUGGCCAUAAAAGAGUGAGCUUUCCUUAUAAAAGUAAAGCAGUGGUACUCACUGGUACCUAACAUUUUCUUCCAAAGUCAUUCAGGGAGAGAAGACAUCUGGUACUUUAAUCCACCACUGACCCCUUGAGAAAUAACUGACCACUGAUCACAGUUUUUGUUUGUCCAAUAUAUUGUCUCACUGUGAGGAAGAUGCCAUUUGGGUGGACAUGAAACUGUCAAUGGUGCUGUGUGAAGGAGACAGCAGGUGACUGUGGUUCUCUGGAGAACUUGAAUUCUGAUAAUGUGCCAAGCUGGCUGAGGACACUGUGGAGAUAAAUAAAAUAUAAUCAAUGUACUUUUGUGUUUCCUUACAACUUAUCAGUCUGAUCAGUUUCUUGCAAUACUUAGCACUCGAAAACAGUGUGGAAUGCACUGAAUACAACUGAUUAUGGCAACUGAUCUCUUCCUCUGCUUUCUUUAAUACAUGGCUUGUUUUAGUCCCUGAAUGUACCGUAUUAAUUUAUGUUUUUAUGCAAAGAUAUCUAUGGAACAUUUCCACCCCCUAGCCAAUGUUCAACUUAUCUUGUGAAGGCAGCCAUCAGCUUGCAAAAUGAAUGUAACAUCUUUGUAUAUGUUAUGAUAUGGUGGAAGAUAAAGUGAAAAGACAAUAUCAAAGUAAAUGUUUUUGAAUUUCAAUCAGUACAUUAUUCAGAUGGAUCUUAUUCUUUUAUGCUAAUGCUGACUUCUUCCAUGAGAAAGCAAAUGUAAGCAGGCAGUGCUUGGCUAUGUAUAGAACAAAGCAGAAAUAGAGACUGCACUCAAGCAGAAUUCUCUUUCUGCUUUGUUCUAUACAUUGUUUGGACGCUGCCAUAUGCCUAGGAGACUUUGCACCACAGAAAAUUGCCUAAGGUGAGUGGAGCUGCCUUUUUUUUUUGUUUGCUACAAGUACUUGGCUAUGGCCAUGAAGUAAGUGCAGUAGUCAUGUGACUCCUGUGGAUUGUAAUGUAGGUACUGCUACAUGUGUGG
Molecule: messenger RNA, 1900 nt
Organism: Xenopus tropicalis (tropical clawed frog)
Lineage: Eukaryota; Metazoa; Chordata; Amphibia; Anura; Pipidae
Gene: c1h12orf43
Product: chromosome 1 C12orf43 homolog
Exons: 6
Coding region: 22-753 (243 amino acids)
Source: RefSeq, a predicted model, not a curated record